UUUUAGUGCCGGGAUCCUGGGAGGGCUCAGGACCUCCAGUCUGGAAGCCACUUUGAGGGUCCUGGCCUUCAUGGAGCGGCUGAGGCACUGUCCAUCAGAACACCAGGCCACGGUGAAUGCUGUCCUGGCUGCCCUGUGCCGCCCUCUCUUCCACCACGAGGAGGUUAAGAUCCGAAGGGCAGCCAUGAGGACCCACCUGGAUCUCCUGCAGCACCGCCACCACCACCACAAGGGUACAGAGGAGAACAUCACGACCCUCAUCGCGGUGCUGAUGCAUGUGGAGGAUGAAGACCUGGAGGUAGCACAGGCUGCGAAGGACAAUCUGAGCCUCCUGGCGGAAUCCCUCCUAUGGCACCUGGAGGGCAAGCUGCUGGCGCGGGAUUCUUACAGCCUGCAGGAGCUGCUCCACAAGAUCGCCAAGCGUCUGAUUCGGCAGCUCAGCACAGAGAUCGCCGUGGAGAUGGAGGCCACCAAGAUCCUGGGCUUCUUCCGCAGCGAGCAGCCUUCAGUGAGGAGAACGGCUGCCCUGCUGAUCGGUCACCUGGUCCACAAAAAGGGCAGCAUCCUCACUGAAGGGAACAUAGAGACCUUCCAUGCUGCGCUGGAGAGCUUGCUUGGCGACCAUGACCCCGAGGUCGGGAGAGUUGCCUGCAAGACAGAGAAGAUCGUGAAGAAGGCCUUUUCCCUCCACUCCCGGCACGGGCUGCGGGCUGCCGUUCGGCGCUUGUGGGCGGGCUGUAAGAAGAAGAGACACCCGCCAGAGUACGGUGAUCUCUCCACCUGACCGACUGGAACAACAGCCCCGUGCUCUCCCCUUGAAGAUCAGCAGCUGAAGGGAGGUGCAGGAAAGACCGUGCAGCGCAGGAGCCUCCCAGAAGACCUCCUCCAAGCGCGUGGACACAAGAUCUGUCCACAAGAAGACAUCCAGCAGGGAAGUGCAGUUCUGUCUGAGGAGUGAGGGGGAAGCAGGCUCCACUCCCCUGGCCCAAGGAAGCCCCGCCUCUGGGGUGCGGAAGCCCCUCCCCUUGCUUCUGCUGGCAGGCUGUGGGAGGAGGCUACAGGACCACCCUGCCCCCAAGUGGCCCUUUGGAACCAUUCUUGGGCUUCCCUUGGGUCCGGGGAGGCUGUGUGGCCCCAGCAGGAGGGCAAGGUCACCGCCUCCCUCCAUUCCCACCAGCUGGCCAGGGAGCUCCCCCUCCUCCUUCCACCUUUCUCCCCUUCCCCAGCGGCCUGGCUUCCCCUGGCAGGGGAAGCCCCAUCCAGGCAUCCGCCCCCUCCCCUGCCAAGGGUGUGCUCCUCCCCCCCUCCACUCCCGCAGCCACGCCUCACUCCCCCCUCCGCUCCCUCCUCCUUCCUCCCAAACCGGUGCAGCAGCAGAGGAGCCUGGGAGACUCUGGGGCCCCCCUGCAGCCCCAGUAGCGCCCCCUGGUGCUGCCCGGUGGCAGGCCAGAGAAUCCUCCUCUCCCUCCUGCUCCAUGCUGUGGCUGCACAGUGGGGAGCCCGAGGUCAAGCAGAAUUCUCUGGCUUGCCCCCCCCUCAACCCCCAGCCCCCUGGCCAAUCCCCACUUGCUGGGCUGCCGGAGUGGAAAGGGCGGAGGAGCAGGGCAACCCCACUGACGCUGCUUUGUGCUUCUUGCAGGCUUGUGCUGCUGCUGGGCGGCUGGAGGAGUCGAUCCGCCCCAGAAGAGAAGACCAAGUGAACGUGCCUGCAAG
Molecule: messenger RNA, 1713 nt
Organism: Hemicordylus capensis (graceful crag lizard)
Lineage: Eukaryota; Metazoa; Chordata; Lepidosauria; Squamata; Cordylidae
Exons: 7
Coding region: 71-784 (237 amino acids)
Cellular component (GO): cytoplasm
Source: RefSeq, a predicted model, not a curated record